Molecule: messenger RNA, 1257 nt
Organism: Oncorhynchus masou masou (cherry salmon)
Lineage: Eukaryota; Metazoa; Chordata; Actinopteri; Salmoniformes; Salmonidae
Product: putative nuclease HARBI1
Exons: 3
Coding region: 580-1128 (182 amino acids)
Source: RefSeq, a predicted model, not a curated record
UUCUCGUAAAGUCAAGUGAGCCAUGACAUAUGAGCUCUUAUUGUGAGCACACAGGACGGUGGCAUCUUUCUAAGGUUUUUUUUAUUUUCCCAGCAAUCAGUACAACCAAGUCAUCGUUAUAAGGCAUCGCCCUCUUUUGCCCACCCCCCCAGCACCAGGUGUGGCCACUAGCCUAUAUGAAGGCCCAAAAUUGUGUGUUCCUUUCUGCUCUGACAAUGGCAUGCCCAUUCGUGCGAGAUGUGGUGGAUGAAGAAGCACUUGUGCUGAGGAGAGCCUUCAGGCGAGAAAGGGUCUUCAGGGACCGGUUGGACCCACUGGCCUUCCCUGAUGACCAUCUAUAUGAAAGAUACAGGUUUUCUGCAGAUGGCAUCAGGUAUCUAUGCAGACUACUGGGUCCCAGGAUUAAGCACCGCACUGCACGGAGCCAUGCACUGAGUGUGGAGCAAAUGGUUUGUGUGGCCUUGCGCUUUUUUGCUAGUGGAGCCUUCCUGUACUCAGUGGGGGAUGCAGAACAGCUGAACAAGGCCACAAUUUGCCGCACAAUAAGGAGUGUGUGUCUGGCUAUCAAAGCAUUAGCAGAUGUCUUCAUCUCCUUCCCUGGCCACAGAAGACUCUGUGACAUCAAAGAGGAGUUCUAUAGGAUUGCAGAUGGUCUGCAAUGCUGACUGUGUGAUCAGCAAUGUUGUGGCAAAAUGGCCUGGCUCAGUCCAUGACUCCAGAAUCUUUCGGGCCUCUGAAAUCUAUCAGUGCCUAUCACAAGGUGAAUUCUCUGGUGUGUUGCUGGGAGACAGGGGGUAUGGCUGCCAGCCUUUUCUCCUGACACCUUUCACAGACCCCCAGGAAGCACAGCAGGCCUACAACCAUGCCCAUGCCAGGACCAGGGCCAGAGUUGAAAUGACCUUUGGCCUCCUGAAGGCACGCUUUCACUGCCUUCACAAAUUAAGGGUCAGCCCUGUUAGGGCAUGUGAUAUUACUGUGGCUUGUGCUGUCCUCCACAAUGUGGCCUGCCUGAGGAAGGAGAGGGCCCCCAGAGUGCCACCAGCCAUGGACUGGGACAAUCCGGCAAUCUUCCCUGAUGAUGACAGUGGUCGGCUGCUGAGGGACCAAAAUGUGUUGAAUUAUUUUUAGUUAGUAGGUGUGCUUUCAAUUUUGGUUAAAUAUGUCCUGCGGUGGCAGAGGAAUUUGGGUUUUUUUGGGUUCGUUUUUUGACGAAUUUGGCCUCUUAUGAUGUUUGUGCGGUAUACUGUGUGUUAUAUA